GUCGAAGGAAAGCUGUCAUAGCAACAAUAACAAUAACAAUAGCAACAAUAACAACAACAAUAGCAACAACACAAUAACAACGACAACAACGAUAACAGUAACAGCAGCAACAGGAACAACACCAAUAACAACAACAAUAACAGUAACAACGAUAACAACAAUAACAAUAACAACGAUAAUAACAACACCAACGACAACAACGAUAACAACAAUAACAGUAGUAAAAAACAAUAACAAUAACAACAGUAACAAUAGCGACAAUAACAAUAACAACAAUACGGGAUAG
Molecule: messenger RNA, 286 nt
Organism: Loa loa (African eye worm)
Lineage: Eukaryota; Metazoa; Nematoda; Chromadorea; Rhabditida; Onchocercidae
Exons: 1
Source: RefSeq, a predicted model, not a curated record